GCGAACCUUAACGAACCCUAUUAACAGAAGCAAAGACUCUCUCCCUUCCUCAGUUCUCGUCGUUCACUCUCCCAAAAGGUUGUAUCGUACAAUCAGCAAAAAUGUAUCUUCAGUUUUACAUCAACGAGGAAGGUAACAAAGUCUAUACUACUAAGAAAGAAUCACCACUGGGGUUGGCUACACAGUCUGCUCAUCCUGCCCGCUUUUCACCGGAUGACAAGCACUCAAGGCAGAGAUAUCUUUUGAAGAAGCGGUUCGCAUUGUUGCCGACCCAACAGGCCCCUCAGAAGUAUUGAAAUGCCUUUGGUAUAAAAAGUUGUAAUCUGUUAUUUUAAUGUGGUAGUGUCUUAGUUUUGGUCUUUCUUAGUUGAUUUUGCACUAUAUAUUUUUCAAUGGAGACUACUGAAUGUCUUGUAUUGGGAUGGUUGAGACUCCUAGAAACAACCCAUGAAAUAUAAUUAUUAAGUUGUUUAUAA
Molecule: messenger RNA, 476 nt
Organism: Humulus lupulus (European hop)
Lineage: Eukaryota; Viridiplantae; Streptophyta; Magnoliopsida; Rosales; Cannabaceae
Product: H/ACA ribonucleoprotein complex subunit 3-like protein
Exons: 4
Coding region: 102-296 (64 amino acids)
Biological process (GO): rRNA pseudouridine synthesis; snRNA pseudouridine synthesis; ribosome biogenesis
Cellular component (GO): box H/ACA snoRNP complex; box H/ACA telomerase RNP complex
Molecular function (GO): box H/ACA snoRNA binding; telomerase RNA binding
Source: RefSeq, a predicted model, not a curated record